CCCGGCGUGCGCCGCGCGGUUGUGAGGAGAGACGGGGCUUUGGUGGUGCCACCAAUGGCCGAGAGUCACCCGGAGCCGCCAGGCACUGGUGAGCCCCCGACGCCUGGGUCCCCCCUCCCCGCCCCCCCCCGGACACCCGGGUCCCUCCCACCCCCCAGGUCUGAGGGGCCUCGUCCCCCCGUCGCACUUCGUGCUCCGCCCCCCCAGUCCCAGCACCAGGCCCUGGGGGCAGAGCUUGAUGCUGAGAAGAGGCGUGGCCAGGCCCUGGAGGUGCAGCUUGAGGCUGAGAAGAGGCGUGGUCAGACCCUAGAGGUGGAGCUUGAUGCUGAGAGGAGGCGUGGUCAGACCCUGGAGGCAGAGCUUGAUGCUGAGAGGAGGCGUGGUCAGACCCUACAGGCGGAGCUUGAGGCUGAGAGGAGGCGUGGCCAAGUCCUGGAGGCGGAGCUUGAGGCUGAGAGGAGGCGUGGUCAGACCCUAGGGUCAGAGCUUGAUGCUGAGAGGAGGCGUGGUCAGACCCUGGAGGCAGAGCUUGAUGCUGAGAGGAGGCGUGGUCAGAUCCUGGAGGCGGAGCUUGAUGCUGAGAGGAGGCGUGGUCAAACCCAGGGGGUGGAGUCUGAUGGGGGGCAGCCCCUGGAGGAGGAUGUUCCUGUUCCCACUGUCCCCAUGGUGUCCCAAUACCCCUGUGGUGUCCCCACACUGUCCCCAUUCCUCCCAGUGCCAGGCCCAGGUGCUGUUCCAGGCCCGGCUCACUGCCCCCCCCCGGGGUGCCUGUGGCAGUGGCCCCCCCCCCGGCUGCAGGCACUUCUGGGGCGCUGGCGGGAGAAGGUCUUUGCCCUCCUGGUGCAGCUGCGGGUGCAGGAGGAGGCGCAGCGGGUGCUGCAGGCGCAGGUGGGGACACUGGGGGCGGCGGUGGCAGCGGGGACGCGCCGGGUGACGCGGCUGGAGCUGAGCCUGCGCGAGAGGGCGGCCACCGCUGAGCUGCAGCGUCGGGACACCAAGCGCCUGGCGCAGGAGGUGAUGCAGCAGCGGGGACGGGCAGAGGCAGCUGAGGAGGCACUGGGGGGACUGGCCCGGGCGGCUGCCAGGCUGGCUGGGGUGGUGACAGCACGCGAAGCUGAGGUGACAGCAGCCACCGGGACCAUGGUCACCCUCAGUGCCCGCCUGCGCCGGGCGGGAGAGCGGCUCCGUGUCCUCCAGGGGCUGGUGGCCCCAGCGGUGGCCUUGGACCGGCCGCGGUGGCAGCGGGACCCAGUGGGGGACAACCCGGUGGCCAAGGUGACAGGCAGCACCCAUCUGCUCGCGGGGACAAUGGCCAGGGUCCGGCGCAGCGCAGUGGCCUCGGGGGUGGCUGAGGAGGUGACACACGGCUGGGUGACAAAGGACGAGGUGACGUGGGACAAGGCCACCCCCCAUGAGGACAGGAUGGGGCAUCCCUCCAGCAGAGCGGCGCUGAGCUCCCUCGUGACGCAGCUGCAGGCCCUGGGCGCCGCCAUCCUUGGGGACGAUGGGGACAAUGGUGACCCCCCCUGACCCCACUGCGGACCGAGGCAUCUAGGAACCACUGACCUCCUGGAUGAGUAAGUGGAAAGCUGUUGUUGAACCUUCAUCCUACAGAGAGUAUCCACCUAGAAAGUGUAGCAAGUGUUCCCGGGAGCUUUGUUAACACCCGGUGAGGUGUUAACACCCAGAGAAGAUGUGGAGAACAUCUAAAAAGACAAGAACCUUCACGUGGAGAACAUCUAAAAAGACAAGAAUCUUUGCAUGAUGGACAAUCCAAACCCUUCCAUGGGGAAAUGUGUCAUUCCCUCCCAGAAAUCUUGAUGGAUAAUUAAGGAAACCAAA
Messenger RNA from Aquila chrysaetos chrysaetos, 1842 nucleotides. Its product is annotated as coiled-coil alpha-helical rod protein 1-like. The transcript has 14 exons. NCBI's taxonomy places the organism in Eukaryota, Metazoa, Chordata, Aves, Accipitriformes, Accipitridae. The coding region runs from base 55 to 1530 and encodes 491 amino acids. The record is from RefSeq and is a predicted model, not a curated record. Gene Ontology annotation, cellular component: centriole. Gene Ontology annotation, biological process: protein export from nucleus; cell differentiation.